AAAGCAGGUCUGUGCACACACAUCAGUUUCGCAUUUAGGUUUCCAGGUCUAUCUGAUAGACGCUUUGCUUCUGUAGUCUAUAGUAAAAACCGGUGGAUAUUAUCUAGUUGAUAUUUAUUCAUCAAGCUCUCCUUUCACCAUACGUCCAGGCCAAAGAUCUUCAUCCACGUCAUCAUCAUCCUGGCCUCUGCAUGAAGAUGAGGAUGGCAAGAGUUCGGUACCACCGGUGUGCUCUGGUCAGUGCUGUGGCCUUCAUCCUCUGCUGUCUGAUGCUCAAGAUGUACCACCACCUGGUCUUCCCAUUGGACUCAAAAUGGUCCCAUUUCCACCAGAUAUACACACAUACAUGCCCUUUUUGGUCCAACAUAUCUCAUAAUGGCACUGCCUCACCACCAGCGGGCCUCUACACUGUCCAUUGGAACUUUACAUGCUCUGCCAAUGAUGGCACAGAGGUCAUUCCAUCACACCUGCCCCAGUCAUACCAGGAAUUCUUAGGCUACAGGCAUUGCCGAGCAUUCCCAAUCCUGCUGACCCCUUCGCCUUGCGAGGAUGACCUCUAUCUGUUGUUGGCCGUGAAGUCCACAGCUGUGAAUGUAGACCGCCGUGCUGCAUUGCGGGACACCUGGGGUCGCGCUGGUAGAAUCCAGGGUCGGCGAGUUAAGCUGGUCUUCCUGAUGGGCCGCUCACAAGACCAGGUUCCGGGUCACGACCUCCAGCAACUGCUGCAGUGGGAAAGCCGUUGCUAUAGGGACAUCUUGCAGUGGGACUUUGCUGACAUCUUCUUCAACCUGCCUCGGAAGGAGGUGGGAUUCCUCAGCUGGUUCUCUCGUAAGUGCAGCAGUGCGCAGUUUGCGUUCAAGGGCGACGACGACGUGUUUGUGAACUCAGGGAAUCUGGUUGAGUUCCUGACAGCCCACAAACCUGAGAAUCACCUGUUUGCUGGAUUCAUCCACAGCCCCGAGAUGCCUGUCCGAGACAGAAGCUCAAAGUAUUUUGUCCCUGUGGAGAUGUACCCCGAGGGGAAGCUCUAUCCACCCUUUCCAAGUGGUGGUGGAUAUCUGAUGUCACGGCAGACUAUGUUGGGACUGGAUGUGGCGGCCCAGAAGGUGAAGCUGUUCCCACUCGAUGAUGUCUUUCUGGGCUUGUGCUUGGAGCUAAUGGGUGUAAAGCUCACAAACCACAGCGGUUUUCUGACAUUCGGCAUCAGCGAUGACCUAAAUCUCCCCUGUGUUUAUCGUGAAAUCAUGCUGGUGCAUCAGAUGAACCCGGUAGAGAUGCGGGACAUGUGGUUGCGAAUGCAAGACAGUCCACCAUGUGGUAGUAGUGGGAAGAAACUUUGAGAGAAUCCUACUCUGUGGAUGGGAUCACACUGUUUUUUUUACACAGUACAUUGAAUGACAAAAAUACAAAAUCUGUAAAUAAUGUCCUUUAAAUGGUUCUGUCAUGAUAGAUAGAUAGAUAGAUAGAUAGAUAGAUAGAUAGAUAGAUACUUUAUUGAUCCCCAGGGGAAAUUCAAACAAUGUCAUGUCAUGUCAAUUCAAGUCAUGACUUAUUUAGAGCAGACAGUUCAACAUAUUUUGUAAUGAAGAAUAAAUCAGGUUUUGAUGUUGCUCUUCCAGUAUAUAAAUCAUUACAUACUGGGACCGAUCAGCUAGUCAUCCCCAGAGUCAAUAGCAAGCAUGAAAUGGCAUUCAGAGAUGACGCCGCCCACCAUUGGAGAUUAUUAAGGUUUUGCACCUACGUCAUAAUGUCAUGUGACCGUUUGUUUACAACUAGUGGUAGGCAAGGCACUG
Molecule: messenger RNA, 1793 nt
Organism: Alosa sapidissima (American shad)
Lineage: Eukaryota; Metazoa; Chordata; Actinopteri; Clupeiformes; Clupeidae
Product: N-acetyllactosaminide beta-1,3-N-acetylglucosaminyltransferase 4-like
Exons: 2
Coding region: 192-1340 (382 amino acids)
Cellular component (GO): membrane
Molecular function (GO): hexosyltransferase activity
Source: RefSeq, a predicted model, not a curated record